CUGCUGUUGCGCGGACUGGAUCAUAAGUCAGCCGCUCCCAUUCCUCACAUCCCUCCGCGCUCCUCAUUGUGCUCUGCUGACUCAGUGCCUUAAGCAUCAUCCGCUCUCAAGCCACUGGCACAAACCACGACCGCUGUGGAAAUUAUUACGGAUUCAAGAAACGACACCAUGGCCAAGACAGCUAUUGCAUACAAGGAGAAGAUGAAGGAGCUGUCCAUGCUCUCGCUCAUUUGCUCCUGCUUCAGCCCACAGACACGCAACAACAUUGUCUGUGAGUUUGAAGAUAUGGAAGUAAAACCCAUAAAUAAAAGGGCCUCAGGUCAGGCCUUUGAGGUGAUCUUGAAGCCCCCUUCACCGGUGUCAGACGCAGCCCACAGCAUCACCUCUCCUCCAAAGAAGAGGGACAUGUCACUGGAUGACAUCCAGAAGAAGCUGGAGGCGGCUGAGGACCGCAGGAGGUCCCAGGAAGCUCAGGUGCUCAGAGCUCUGGCUGAGAAACGUGAGCACGAGAGGGAUGUGCUGUUCAAAGCCAUGGAGGAGAACAGCAACUUCAGCAAGAUGGCGGAAGAAAAGCUCAUUCUGAAGAUGGAGCAGAACAAGGAAAACCGUGAGGCCCACCUGGCAGCCAUGAUAGAUCGCCUGCAUGAGAAGGAGCGGCAUGCUGCAAUCGUCCGCAGGAACAAGGAGCUGAGGGAACAGAUAGUAGAGUGAAGCUCUCCUCCUCCUCUUCAUACCCUUCAUCAGCCGACCUCCAUCCUAUUCUGCUCACAUACACACACUCACACACACAACCAGUCAAAACAACUAGUAUCACAGUCCUAUACUGUUUGAAUGGUCUUGCUUGAUUUCAUAGAGUAAUGGGAAGACACAAGUAUUAUUUUGUAAAUACAUCUUUUUUUAUCUAUCUAUCUAUCUAUCUAUCUAUCUAUCUAUCUAUCUAUCUAUCUAUCUAUCUAUCUAUCUAUCUAUCUAUCUAUCUAUCUAUCUAUCUAUCUAUCUAUCUAUCUAUCUAUCUAUCUAUCUAUCUAUCUGAUUGAAUGAUAACAAAUCAAAUGUAUCAAAUCUACAGGAUGCAUUGCGUUAUUUCUUUUAUUGGAAUUCUGUUUUUGUCAGGUUCAGGCACGUCUGGUUUGAUCACGUGAAAGGUUUUUCGGUGUUGUGAGUAAGCUGCUCGCUUACGUUUGCGGUGUUAAAUGAUGUGAAGUUUGGUGUAAUUGUGAAGAAUGCAAAAAAAAAAGCAUCAGUGCUCAGGCCCCACAGAUCUACAUUCUAAAAAGCAAACAUACCCCAAGACUCAUGAAUAUAUAGUGCACUUAAGUUUAUAUACAGCAUGAUCGAAAGCGCAGCCACCUUUUCCUGAACUAGCUUGAGAUAUGAGUACUGAAACAGAUUAAAAUAGUGUCUCAUUUGUAACCUUCUGCAUUUUCGUUUCUUUGCUCUGUGAAAUGAAAUAUCACCCUCUUGAAAUCUGCAUGUCGACAUCUGCAAACUUGCUCUUUUGUUGGCUGAUGAUUGGAAACGCUGCACCCUUUUUGGACCCUUCGGAUAGACAGCUUGACAUGGCCUGCGUUAAACUGCAAAAGAAUAAAAAAAUAUCAGCCAGUUCCGACCCUGUUGCUCUUUUGGUGACCCACUCAUUGAUUCAGGCCUUCGGCACUCAAGGCUGAUGUUUGUCAUCUAGCAGGAGUCCACUUCAUCUUCAUUAGUACAGCAGUGGUGUAAUUAAAGGAGCUGAAUGUUCUGACAUCUGUCUGGCUUGAUAAAAUAGGUAACAUCUUUACCAGCUGAAUGUAUCCUCAUAAACUCCCAACUACAGCCUUUGACGUGUGACUAUUUUCUAUUUGCUUCAUUUGGAUGAGACUGGAGUGAAUGUGUGCGUGUGUGUCCCUGUUAGGCUGACUGAGCAUUUGUGACCUUUAUCUCUGGAAGUGAAGCGAUGGGAAGAUGCUGAAUAUGCACUGAAUGAUUAUGGUUUUAUGUUGAAUUCUUUUCAGAUCACUGUCUUCUCUAUAAAUAUGCUUGAAGUGUCUUCAGCUGCCAAAAUUGUCUUUCCCCCCUCUCAUUUCUGUGUGUGCAAACUUUGGUGAAAAUAAAGGUUUGGGGUUCUGUGAA
Molecule: messenger RNA, 2112 nt
Organism: Danio aesculapii
Lineage: Eukaryota; Metazoa; Chordata; Actinopteri; Cypriniformes; Danionidae
Gene: stmn2a
Product: stathmin 2a
Exons: 5
Coding region: 169-711 (180 amino acids)
Biological process (GO): regulation of microtubule polymerization or depolymerization; microtubule depolymerization; neuron projection development
Cellular component (GO): neuron projection; growth cone; cytoplasm
Molecular function (GO): tubulin binding
Source: RefSeq, a predicted model, not a curated record